UUUAGAACACUCCAACCACCUUAAACGACAUAAACUCCCUUUCACAACAAUAUAAAAAAAAGUGAAAAACAUCAUUCUCUCCAUCACAAAAACACCAAACGAAAAAAUGGAGAAAUCAGCAAAAUGGGAAGGCAAAGCCAGCGCAAAGCUCCUCCGGCCCACCGCAAGCGAGGUGUGGCCGCUCGUGGCCGAUUUCUUCGGCCUCCACAAGUUCCUCCCCGCCAUCGACGCCUGCUUCCAAGUCGACACCCUCGUCCGCCACUGCGCCGCCGAUGCACACUGGUGCCGCGAGCGCCUCACCGCCAUCGACCCGGCCGAGAAGCGGCUGAGCUACGAGGUGGUGGAUAGUAACAUGGGGUUCAAGCGGUACGAGGCAACGAUGAAGGUCGUGGACGGCGGAGAUGGAGCGGGGUGCGAGAUCGAAUGGUCGUUCGUGGCGGAUCCGGUGGACGGGAUGAGCUGCGAGGAUUUGGCUAAGUAUGUUGCGGUGGGGCUGCAAGGGAUGGCUAGGAAUAUGGAGAGGGAGUUGGAAGCUCAGUUUAUUAAGUGAAUUAGUUUAAAUCAUGUUUAGUUUUUGGUUUUUGUGUUUUGGUUUAGUUUAAUUGUGAAUUGUGGCUGUGUUGGAAGCUUGGAAUUGAGAAGAAAGAAACUGUUUAAUCA
Salvia hispanica is the source of this 660-nucleotide messenger RNA. Its product is annotated as lachrymatory-factor synthase-like. NCBI's taxonomy places the organism in Eukaryota, Viridiplantae, Streptophyta, Magnoliopsida, Lamiales, Lamiaceae. The record is from RefSeq and is a predicted model, not a curated record.